This is a messenger RNA of Puccinia graminis f. sp. tritici CRL 75-36-700-3, 373 nucleotides long. RefSeq lists its product as uncharacterized. Bases 68 to 373 code for a protein of 101 amino acids. The transcript has 2 exons. Lineage: Eukaryota; Fungi; Basidiomycota; Pucciniomycetes; Pucciniales; Pucciniaceae. The record is from RefSeq and is a predicted model, not a curated record.
AAGUCACCUUGAUCCCCGCCUGUUCUGAUCACGUUCUGCUAUUUUUUCCUAUCAAACCAUACUGGAAAUGCUUGCCGAACUCAUGCUUGUUAGCAUGUGGUCUGCUUCAGCUACGUUUGGCAUGACCAUUGAUAAAUCAACAGUUGAAUCCAACAUCGAGAGGAAUGUUGGUGAUCACCUAUGGGCCAUUCCGGCGCCAACACCAAAGGGGAGAAUACAUCAGGCUUUGGACAAAGCAGCUUCGAUGUGGUCCACCUCGAAGAAAAAUCUGUUUUUGACUCCUACUGAGGCUGAUGAUGAAGACAGAGAAUACUUGUUCAAAUACAUCAAAGGAUUGCCACAAUUUGCUGGUUUGAAGAAUGAAGAUUGUUAG